AUGCCGGCAGAGAAACAGGCCACGAUGGCCAAUGACAAGGCUCGACCAGGCGAUUGGACCUGCCCCGGCUGCGGGGAUCUGCAGUUCGCGCGGAACCAGGCUUGCCGCAGGUGUGGCGUUGCCAAGCCGACGCUGCAGAGCAUGGGGCAAGCUGCUGCGACCUUCUAUCCCGGAGGUGUCGGAGCGGGCUCUCCCAACGGCCAGGAGAUGAAGUCUGGGGAUUGGAUCUGCCCCAACUGCGGGGACCUGGUCUUCGCGAGGAAUAGCCACUGCCGGCGCUGCGAUACUGCGCGGCCGGACUUCGAGCCCGCCAGGCUUCCCUGGCUUCCCUGGCUUUCCAGGUUAUCCGGGGUACUACCCUUGGUGGCCGGGCUACCCGCCGCCGAGACCUGA
Effrenium voratum is the source of this 393-nucleotide messenger RNA. Lineage: Eukaryota; Dinophyceae; Suessiales; Symbiodiniaceae. The record is from the annotation of a GenBank genome assembly.